Messenger RNA from Aplysia californica (California sea hare), 3116 nucleotides. RefSeq names its product EF-hand calcium-binding domain-containing protein 1. Bases 31 to 732 code for a protein of 233 amino acids. The transcript is spliced from 7 exons. NCBI's taxonomy places the organism in Eukaryota, Metazoa, Mollusca, Gastropoda, Aplysiida, Aplysiidae. The record is from RefSeq and is a predicted model, not a curated record. Gene Ontology annotation, molecular function: calcium ion binding.
UGUUAUUCAUAGCAACAUUAUUGUGUAAAAAUGGCGUCCAAGCACAGCAGCAGGCAGUCGAAGGAACAAUUUUUGAAUCAGAUGGUCAAAACUACCAGAUUACCCAAAGAGGAAGUUAACCAUCUCAUGUCCAGGUUUGACAGGCUAUGCAGAAAGGAAGAAGGAAAAUUGCACAGGGAUGAAUUUCGGGACGAGCUUAACAGAUCUUUCAACAUUACAGAUGAUAUCUUGAUGGACAGAGUUUUCAGAGCUUUUGAUAAAAGAUCCUGUGGAACUUUACGCCAAGAGGACUAUGUUUCUGGCAUUGCGAAGUUUCUCAAUGGUACUGUGGAUGAACAAGUACAGAUGGUUUUCGAUGUUUAUGAUCUGAAUAAUGAUGGGUACAUCUCUCGAGAAGAAAUGUUCCAGCUACUGAAAUCUUCUUUAGUGAAGGCACCCACUGAAGAAGAUCCAGAUGAGCUGGUGAAAGAGCUUGUGGAAAUAGUCAUGAAGAAAUUGGACAAUGAUCACGAUGGUAGGGUAUCCCUUCCUGAUUUUCGUGCAGCUGUUGCAGAAGAAAAACUUUUACUGGAAGCCCUUGGCAAAUGCCUACCUGAUGAAAAGUGCAAAAUGACAUUUCAAGAAAUGAUCAGAAUGUUUGGAUCAGGAACCUACUGCCCUUCAUCCAGUGUCAAUAUAAGCCAACAAAAAGAACAGAGAAGGCAAACUAGAAGUGGGCAAAAAGCAGCCUGAACCUCACAUGUGCUGUGUAAAACACAAUUUUAAAAAUGUUUCUGUGUCGCAUACAUUUACUGUGUUUCUCAAUCAAUGUGAUAAGGAGUAGGUCAAGAUAAGGCUAUGAGAUUUUCAUGCCCAUGAGAUUCAUAGGUGUCUAGAUGUACAUAACAUAAACUUGGGUAUCCGUAUAUUAUGGGUUCUGGCACUUUAUAAUGUACAUGUUUAAUCCAAUAUGUUUGAAAAACGUAUGUGCUGGAGAGUAAUGUUUUACGCCAAAUGCUCAGCCAUAUAUCUCGUCGGUGAUGAUGCUUUACAUUUAUAGAAAGAUGCGUAUACUUUUACUACAGCCUUUCAGAUGUGCAUUGUAAAUUAUUUCCACAAAAGUCCAAAUAAAUUAUCCUUUUUCAUUGCUAGCUUUUUUUUUUAAACGUAGGCUAAUUGAGAUAUUGUUCUCUUUCUAUUUUCUUUUUUUUUAAGAAAAAAAUUCAUGUCAUUAGCUUUACUUUUGUCUUUAAGCAUGAGCAAGUUUGUGUUCUGCUUUACUCUCUAUCAAAAUAAGUAUGUUUGGGCUCAUUAAGACAAUAUUAUAAUGGUGCCAUUCAUUUAGAAUUGUUCUUGUGAAACUUUGCAAAUCUGGUUUUUUCUCAGACUAUGCUUUUAGUUUCUUUUUUUUUUCCAAUUUGCACUGUACUUACAUACCUUUUUUGUUUUAUCUGGUUUUGUACAGUUUUCCCUCCUCCCCUCCAAACUCUGAAUUUUUAUGAAAAGAUAGGUUUAUUGAGAGUUUAAAAAAUAAUGGCGAAAUUCAAUGUUGCAUAAAGACUGUUUAUUUUUUUAAUGAAAACUACUUAUUUGCUGAGGGGACAAAUUUUCUAGUUUGUAGAAUUUAGUGGAAUUUUCAUGAGAGAAAUAGGAUUAUGUUUUAUCCAGGUUGAUUCAUUUUGGAAAAUAUUAAAUGGUACAAUACUUUUUCUGGUGAGGGAAGAAACUAAUUAUGUGAACAAAAUUAAUAUUUUGCAGUUUCAAAAGUAUUUUGCAAGAAAAUAGAUAUUGUAAUCGUCUAACAGAAUGUGCAAUUGAAAAUGUUCAUGUUAGCAUGUUGUUUUUUAAAAUCCUUCUGACAUUGCAGAUUAACGUAUAAAUUAAAUAAUAAAAAUGAUGUUUUAUUCUACAGUCUUUAUGAAUAUUAUAUUACAUAUACAAUACCUUGGUAAAUGUUAAAUGUUUUUAACAAGUUUUCUUCUUUUCCGCUGUAAUCAAUUAUUUGUAAGGAUGCACAAGUGGUGAAUGGUUUUUCUGAAUUUCUCUGCUUAUUUAUAUAAUCAGCACAUCAUUGAUCUGUCAGUUUUUGCUAAACCUGUGAAGGUGCUAUACUUACAGGCUUUGAAAAGCUCAUUUUCAUUACGCAAUGAGUCUUACGAAUUGUUUCCUUUAUUUUUACAUCUGUAAAUUGUUUGUUUUCACCAUUUUGCAAUUAUUGGGCCAAAAUAUCUUCCUGUGAUAUGGAAUAUCAUAAUUUAAAAGGAUCGAAAUUCACUGCCAGUUAGAGCAGUGAAUUUGUACAACAGGCCUUACUUUAUACAAAAGAAACACAUGCAUUUUAUACUGCAAUUUUAACCUUUGGUGUGCAUACUGUUGGUGACUUCAAAAUACAUAUUUUACUGCAAGUGGAUGCAAACUUUCAACAACAAAAUAUUGUGAGAUAAUCUUCUCCCAUCUAAAAAAUAUUUUAACAAGAUUUUAAGUCAUAUUGCUUGACAUUUGGCUUACACAGAUCAAAUCAAAUGAUUGAACUCUUUUAGUUUGUGACCUUUUUCACAUGCAUGAUAUUGAAAUCACAUUAAAGUUGCAGGAAUCUCAUGAACUGAGAGGCAGAGCCUCAAAGACAUUGAGAAAUCUCAAGUUGAAAAUAUUCAAAUACAGGAUGUCAGUACAAAAAUUAUAUGAAAUUAGUUAUUGGACUGACUGUUUUAGUUUUGAAUAUAUUUGAAGUCUACGUUUACACAUAAAAUGCUGUAACCCAAAAGUUUCAAAUGAAACAGUGUGAAAAAGAAUUUGUUUCCCAUUUUCCUUCAACAGCUGGAAAAAUUGUAAAACAUUGUUGCAUUAAACAGUGCUUUUUCUCCUUCAUCAUUAUAAAUGGCUGAAAUAAACUUUUAAAAACAAAUAUUUUUUUCUCUUAUUAGAGCUUUACUUUUUAGAAUGUACACAUUCAGGAGUAAAACUGAGUGAUAUCAUGAAUGGUGGCGUGAUGGAGUUUCUAUUAGUUCUAAUUGUGACAUGGUAUCAUUCAUGAUUUUAUUACACAAUCCAUUGUAUGUGAGCAAAAGGACCUUGAGGAGGGCUUGAACUCAAGGAUAAAAAUUGUAUCAAGUUAUAAAGUCUGUAUGCUUUGAAAA